CCUUCCCAUUUUUGGAGCCACAACUUCUACUUCCAAGCACAAAUAUAUAAACAUGCCACCAAACCCACCGGGGCCACGGGGGCUGCCAUUCAUCGGGAUUCUGCACCGGAUCGACGACCGAUCUCCGCACACGUACAUCCGCCGCCUCUCCAACAAGUACGGCCCCGUCAUGUCCCUCAAGCUCGGACUCCGGCCAGUCGCUGUGAUUUCCUCUGCAGAUGCCGUGAAAGAGAUCAUGAAAUCACACGAUGGAUUGAUAGACUGCUUGGUAUGAAUAAAAAGUUUGGCAAGAAUUUUCAUGACAUGGAUUCUUUCUAUGAAGAACUAAUUGAAGAGCAUAUGGAUCCGAAUAGGCCGAAAUCUAUGGAGGGAGACAUCAUUGAUGUAUUGCUACGGAUUAAAGAAAAUGGAACGACGUCGUUUGAGCUUACAUUGGACCACGUCAAAGCACUACUUAUGAAUGUUUCAGCUGCGUUCGUGUGGGCGAUGGCAGUGUUGGUGAAGAAGCCUUUGUUGAUGAAGAAAUUGCAAGCGGAGAUAAGGCAGUUAGCCGGAAAGAAAUAUUUGAUCGAUAAAAAGACAUAGAGAAACUUCCGUAUUUAAGGGCAGUUGUGAAGGAGAGUUUGAGCUUGUAUCCACCGGCUCCACUUUUAGUACUACUAGAGACGACCAAGAAAUGUAGUGUAAAUGGUUAUGAAAUCGAAGGUGGAAGUACGGUGUAUGUCAAUGCUUGGGCUAUUGCAAGAGAUCCAGCAAUGUGGGAAAACGAGGAUGAGUUCUUGCCAGAGAGGUUUUUGGAGUCUGACCUUGAUCCGAGGGGCCAGCCUCCGGAGUU
Molecule: messenger RNA, 835 nt
Organism: Salvia hispanica
Lineage: Eukaryota; Viridiplantae; Streptophyta; Magnoliopsida; Lamiales; Lamiaceae
Source: RefSeq, a predicted model, not a curated record